AUGGAAGCUACGGGGCGGGGCCAGACGGAGCCCGGAAGGAGCCGGAGGAAGAUCCGAGUGUUUGCGGCCGUGCUGCCCCACCCCUGGUCCCGGCGCGCGUAGAGGGGCCCGGCCGGGCUGCUGCUAGGGCCCCAGGAGGUUGAAAGCUAAGCAUGGGGAAGAGCUGCAAGGUGGUCGUGUGUGGCCAGGCUUCUGUGGGCAAAACGUCAAUUCUGGAGCAGCUUCUGUACGGAAACCACGUAGUGGGUUCUGAGAUGAUUGAGACGCAGGAGGACAUCUACGUGGGCUCCAUUGAGACUGACCGGGGGGUGCGGGAGCAGGUGCGUUUCUACGACACCCGGGGGCUCCGAGAUGGGGCUGAGUUGCCCCGGCACUGCUUCUCCUGCACUGACGGCUACGUCCUAGUCUACAGCACGGACAGCCGAGAGUCCUUUCAGCGCGUGGAGCUGCUCAAGAAGGAGAUUGACAAAUCCAAAGACAAGAAGGAGGUCACCAUCGUGGUCCUCGGCAACAAGUGUGACCUGCAGGAGCAGCGGCGUGUAGACCCGGAUGUGGCUCAGCACUGGGCCAAGUCAGAGAAGGUGAAGCUUUGGGAGGUGUCAGUGGCUGACCGCCGUUCACUGCUGGAGCCCUUCGUCUACCUGGCCAGCAGGAUGACCCAGCCCCAGAGCAAGUCUGCCUUCCCCCUCAGCCGCAAGAACAAGGGCAGCGGCUCCUUGGAUGGCUGAAGAGCUGCCUUGCCAGCUCUGGAAGAUGGGUUGAGGGGAAAGGGAGGGGGGGUUUUAGGCAAGCUGUCCUUCCCAGUCAAGGGGGGAGCUCCCCACUAGGCCAGGCAGCUGGGCUGUCCCAGGCUCAGGUCACU
Lagenorhynchus albirostris (white-beaked dolphin) is the source of this 862-nucleotide messenger RNA. RefSeq names its product NFKB inhibitor interacting Ras like 2 (gene NKIRAS2). Gene Ontology annotation, molecular function: GTP binding; GTPase activity. NCBI's taxonomy places the organism in Eukaryota, Metazoa, Chordata, Mammalia, Artiodactyla, Delphinidae. Gene Ontology annotation, biological process: canonical NF-kappaB signal transduction. The record is from RefSeq and is a predicted model, not a curated record. The transcript has 4 exons. Bases 153 to 728 code for a protein of 191 amino acids.